Messenger RNA from Camellia sinensis, 1403 nucleotides. Its product is annotated as pathogenesis-related thaumatin-like protein 3.5. The record is from RefSeq and is a predicted model, not a curated record. NCBI's taxonomy places the organism in Eukaryota, Viridiplantae, Streptophyta, Magnoliopsida, Ericales, Theaceae.
CUUUUUCUUUAUUUAUUUAUUUAUUUUUUGUAACCCAACCUAUAUCUUGUACAUUACACAGACAUGAUUGACUUCCAAAGAAUCCAAACUAUCUUAUUGAUAUGCUGGUGUGGACCUUCUGAGUCGCUUUCAUUGUGUUUUGUGUUGAAGUUGUUCCUUCAUCAACAUGAUGGCCCAAGCAAUUGGUAAAGAAAGGAAUUGCUUCACAAUUCUUACCUGUAAAUACAAUAUAUAGCAGUGACUCUUUCCUGUAACUGAUUAUCAACCUUGGUUUUAAAUAAUAGUAUUUGAUCCGUUCAUAUCAAACAGUAUUGGUCAAAAUAUUGAUAAAUAUUGAUAUUGCAAUUUCAAAGGGCAUUGGAAUUUGGAACCAUAACCCACCCAAGAUGUUCACUGUAACAUCACCAUGGAUGUUCUUGAUGUUCUUUCUUGUCAAAUCAUUCCCAACCAACUCAUUUGCCUCCACAUUCACUCUCACCAACAAUUGCCCACAAACAAUCUGGCCUGGAACACUCGCUGGUUCAGGGACACUGCAACUUUCAACAACAGGGUUCAAAUUGGACUCUGGCCAAAGUGUCAAAAUUCCGGCAUUUCCAGGGUGGUCAGGUCGGAUAUGGGCAAGGACAGGGUGCAAAUUUGAUGAGUCAGGGGUGGGUACGUGCCAAACAGGGGAUUGCGGUGGGAGGCUGGAGUGUGAUGGCGUUGGAGCCGCACCACCUGCGUCUCUCUUUGAGAUCACGAUGGGCACCAACGCCGAUGAGAAAGACUUCUACGAUGUCAGCAUUGUAGAUGGUUAUAAUCUUCCUCUCAUUGCUGCCCCACAAGAGGUGUUUGGAGUAUGCAAUGCCACCGGAUGUGUUUCAGACCUCAACACAGGUUGCCCAAAAGAGCUUCAGGUGGUCGAUGGGGACAAUGGUGGAGUGGGAGUGGUUGGAUGCAAGAGUGCAUGUGAGGCAUUUGGGCUAGACCAAUAUUGCUGCAGUGGGGAGUUUGCUAACCCAACUACUUGCAGACCCUCUUCUUAUUCCACCAUUUUCAAGACUGCUUGUCCGAGAGCUUAUAGCUAUGCAUUUGAUGAUGGUACCAGCACUUUCACUUGCAAGGCUUCCGAUUAUGCCAUCAUCUUUUGCCCCAAUCUCGCUUCUGGGAAGAAGAGAUCAAAUAGUGCAAUACCAAUACCAGCUCCACCAAUGGUCCAAUUUCAACACACUAUUAAUAGAGAGAUCUCAGACAUGGUUUCUUCCUCAAACAUUCUUUGGCCCAUUCCAUUAAUGUCAAUAAUCAUUAUAAUACUCCUCUCCGUGAAUUUGUUCUUACAAAAAUAAUGUUAUAUAAACAAAAUUUGUAUAUAAAUAUUUGAUAUGUCACGUUUAUAUUUAUACUCAUUUGUAAGUUAAAAUGUC